This is a messenger RNA of Naegleria gruberi, 3384 nucleotides long. RefSeq lists its product as uncharacterized. The record is from RefSeq and is a predicted model, not a curated record. Gene Ontology annotation, molecular function: protein binding. The transcript has a single exon. Bases 1 to 3384 code for a protein of 1127 amino acids. Lineage: Eukaryota; Heterolobosea; Eutetramitea; Acrasida; Naegleriidae.
AUGACAGAUGACUGCAGAAAAACAUAUGAGAGAUUUCAAGAGGAAGAAACAACAACAAUUAAACAAUUUCCAUCAACCUCUAGUAGUAACAUGGUACAACCAUCAUCAUUCUUUCCGAUAGAAAAUACGAAACUAUUGGAAACUCCAGACGAAACUGAUGAUUCCUUUCAUCUAGUCAUUCCAUCAAACAAAUUAAAAGUUAGAUUCUCUCAAGAAGAACAAGCAAAUUCAUCAGCAACAACAACAACUUUGGAUAAUAAUUUUUCGUUAUCCACUUCAACAGUUUUAGAUUCGAAUAGUACAAGCAGUUGUGGAGAAAGUACAAGUGUCAAGAGUUUUCAUGAAGACGAUGACGAUGACACGAUGAUUAAAAUCAAUACGAAUAAUAGAUUGAAACAAAAUUUCCUUGAUGCUGAUGAUGAGGAAGAAAUUAUAGACGAAACUCUGGACGAAUUUAUGGAUGAUGAAGAUAAUUUAGGAUUAUCCAUCAAAACCAAGUCAUUACCAUUAUCAAGUACUAGUGUAAUGCCUCCAAAAGCUGUGGAUAAUAAUAAUUAUUCGAAACCUUUCCUGCUAGAUUCACCACAACAUCAAUCUCCUUGCUUUAAUUCGAAACUCAAAGGACAUUCUAAUAACAAUAGUAGCAACUAUAAUGCUUCAUCAUCAGCAAUAACAACAAAUUUAACUUUCGAACAACAACAAACAACACCAAAACGAAACUUUAACAAACAUUUGAGAAAUAUGAGUGAUAUUUCCGUUUAUUCCAACAUGUACGAUGAUGAAUUGGAUCCCUCUCUCAUUCCUAAAUAUUUCAAUGAUCAAGAUGAUGAACUAGAGGAUGAUUUCGAAUAUAAUGAAAGAUUAUACAGUUGUAAUAAUGGAGGAAAUGGUGGAAAUAAUCAUCAUUCACUAUCUUUAUAUGAUGAAGAUGAGGAUGAUGAGUUAGAGAAUGGUGAUGAUUUGAAAUUAUCAUCAUUUCUUCCUAAUGGUGGUUUGAAAUCAUCUUUUAAUGAUGAAUUUUUAGAUCAAGAUUUGUCCGAUGAUGAAUUUUCGUCCAUUUUCGUCAAAGUGAAUACGAAUAUCAAGAAACAAGUGAAUAAGAUUGGAGGUGAGGAAACUAGACCUGAAGAAAUUCCAACAGUUUCAAAUGAUGAAGAUUUGACAAUAAUUUUUGGGAAAAAGAUGAAAAUGCCAAGAAGAAGCAGUCAAAGUGGAAAAUCAAAUGUUGGAAUUGUAAAAUUCUAUGGAUCUAGAGAAGGUAGAAAUAGAUCCAUUUCUGAUGUUUCAACUACUCUAGCUCAAAUACCGAUUAGUCAAUUGACUCGUUCUGCAAUUACUCCUUCAAAUGAUGAUGAAUGGAAUACUGAUCAAUUGUUGAUUUGGAAUUCGAGAAAUUCCUCAGAGAAACACUUGAGAAUGAGAGCUGAGAGUAUUAAAUUAAUGGAAAAUCUUGGAAUUGACAAUAGUAGUAGCAUAACCUUUGAUACUCCAAAGAAAGUAUCAGAAAUUACACUCGAGAGACAAAGAAUUGCCUUCCUCACCAUGUAUUCAUCGAGUCAUAGAGCUAAAUUCCAAGAGGAAUCAUCUCUUGUCAUUCAAUCUCUAUUCAGAGGUUAUGUGGAAAGAAAAAAGUCAACCAAGGGCCUCGUAUUUAUGAGCUACAUUUGCACAGCUGCCUUUGGUAAGGUCAAUAGAAUGAGAAGAGAACGCACCAUGAACAGUAUUGAAACCGUACAGGCCAUACUUCUUGGAUCUCAAACGAGAAGACAAUUCCACUCUGAAAAAGUCUCUCAACAACCUCACACUUCUUCCACAAUUGGUAAUAUUGUUAAUACUUCUAGUUGCAAUAAUUCCUCGAUCAAUUUAGAAGAAAAUGAAUCCAAUGUAAAUAAUAACAUCACGAAUCAAGAAUCAGAUAAUGUAAAUAACAUUUCCCUCACAAAUUCCACAACAAGUGUCGGUAGCAGUACUUGUUCCAUCACUUCAGAUUCAAAGAUCACUGCUACACCUCCUCAGCCAUCUAUACCAAUAAUUCCACAUAAUAUCAAUGAGGAACAACUCACUCAACUGCAAGCACUAUGUAGAGGACGGAUUUACAAACUCUCUAACCAGGUGAGAAACUUUAAGAUUAACAAACGAAUUCAUCUACUCACAAAGAGUCAUCCUCUGAUACGGGAGACUUACAAGUGCUUUAUGGAUAUUAUUGUAGGAAAGUGGAGCUUGUCAAACAAGCAGAAUAUGACCUUUUUGGAUGAAAAGACAACGAAUAUCAUUGCUGGUUCUCAAAAAUUGUAUCCAGCUCUGUUAGAAAAUUUGUACCAACUCAUAUCUUGUAAUACAAAGAACAAGUACUGGGUCAUGAGAAGAUCUCUCUAUGAUUUGAUGAGCGAGAGCAGUAAUCCUGAAUUCGAGGAAAUUCUUGAAGCUUUUAAUCAAUUUUCUCCUUCGCUGAAAAGCAAAAAUUUGAAUGAAACUGAUACAGAGACAGCACAAAUGAAAUUAUUGAUUGAAUUCCUUUUGGAUCAAGGUAAUGUGCUGCCGAAAAUCCUCAUGCAAUUGAUGCUUCCAGAGCAAAUCUAUAGAAAUUCGACUGACUUCUUCCAUAGUCCAUUCAUUUCCAAUAGAAAUUCCAAACAAACUCUCACAAUGCUUCACCAUAUCGAUUCCUUCUCUGCUACAGCUAAACAGUCAUACAAUGAGAAAUCACCAAUGAGUAACGAUGCAUUUGCGAGUGAUUUUGCAUUCUUGUGUGAGGAGUUAUCCAAAGUCUUUUUUGAGAAUAACUUCAAGCCAGUUCUAUUUGAGAAGAGAUUAUUCCAAUUCCAUUCUACAGUUUGUCAAAUCUUGGAUUUACUUUCAACAAGUAGGAAUGGUCAAUUAUCUGAAAAGGAGACAAUGGAAAUUUAUAGAAUUAUUCUGCAGAAAUUAUUCCCAUAUUUAUAUUCUCUAAUUUCCUUGGACUUGGCAAAGAUUGACUCUCAACCAAACAUCAAGCCAUUGUGGGAUUACAUUCAGUCAUCCAUUCAAGAACCAGCCAUCUCACUCACCAACUCUAUGAAAUUCAUCACAGUAGCCCUUCCAAGCGAAACUCAUCAAUCACCAAGUAAGAGAAGAAAAUCACUUUCUCGAUCACUUUCAAAAUCUCAGAAAACUCUCAAAUUAGAAAUGUCAAAGGAAAAGUUUAAUUUAUUUGCGAGUAUUGGACUAGCCAAUAAUUCUCUUGAUCAGUACAUUUCUCAGAUAUUGCAAUCCUUCUCAAGAGAGAGGGUUUUGAAAUCUGAUUCUCCCCUCUGUUCUCUUCCAAUGCAAUCGAGUGUAGUUUCUGCUAUUCGUUCUCUACAAUUGAGUGGAAAUUUCAAGAAUUUAAUCGUCAAGAAUGAAUAA